Lodderomyces theae is the source of this 5844-nucleotide messenger RNA. RefSeq lists its product as uncharacterized. The coding region runs from base 1 to 5844 and encodes 1947 amino acids. NCBI's taxonomy places the organism in Eukaryota, Fungi, Ascomycota, Pichiomycetes, Serinales, Debaryomycetaceae. Gene Ontology annotation, molecular function: protein binding. Gene Ontology annotation, cellular component: nucleus; cytoplasm. The transcript is spliced from 2 exons. The record is from RefSeq and is a predicted model, not a curated record.
AUGUCAUACAACAGCAAUCAUUAUACACCGCGGUACAACAACAACACGUCUCGAAAGUUGCACGAGCAAGCCAAACGAGAUACUCAAGGAGGAGGUCCAGCGUCAACAGGCGCUUCAUCUUCUGCAAACACACCAUCAACAGCAACUGCAGCACCAUCGCGAGUCAGAGACAAGCCAUUUAUAUCAUCAUCAACUCCAGGAUACAGUCGUCGAGAACACUACGCUGGAGGUGGGUAUGCUGGCAGUACAGCUAGUAGUAGAUCGCGAUAUAACAGAUCGUAUAGUCUGCUGAAAGUGUCAACUGGAACAGGACCCAGUCUACUAAGAUCCUCAUCUUCAAUACCAUCAGCAUCAUCAUCAUCAUCUGGAUAUCAUGGAAGUAGUAAAGAUUUCAGGGGAAAUGCAAGUGGACCCGGCUCCUAUUAUGGACCAAGUACGUCACAGUCAAUACGCCGAAGUGGAGCUCCACCGUCGCAUAGGUAUGGUUCAACUUCGAAGUAUUCACUGGAUGCAGCAAGUGGAGAAAAGUUCAUUUCUCGUGCUGGUCCAGUAUCGAGCACAAGUGGGAGUGUGAGUAGCAAAUCCGGUACAAAUGCAAGUUCAAAUUCAAAUUCAAAUUCAAAUUCUAUGCUUUCUGGAUACCGAGAUGAGCGACGCUCUAGAGUGGGUGCAGAAGAUUUCAGUGCAUCUGCGCAAGUCAGUAUCAAUAAGGAAACAGAACCAAAUUCUGCAAAGAUAAGCUCGUCUUCUUCUGAACAGUUUAUCUCAACAACUUCUAAAAAUCUCAAGGGGAAUAUAUCAAGAAAAUCGAGCGUUGAGAGUGUGAAGAGGAAGCCGGUUAGUAAUACUGGAAAUGAAGCUACUGCUAUUGGCGCAAGCUCAAUAUUGGAUAUUUCUCGAAGAGACUCGGCAAGAGAUGAACAUCAGAAGGGGAUUGUUGGGAGAGGUUCAAUUAGACCUCCACUUGCAGGUGACCUGAUGGUAAAUAGUAAAGAAUUGGAUGAGAAUAGGAAUUCUCUGGCGAGCAAAGACACUCAUGAAGCAACUCCAUCGGGCAAAGUUUCAAACAGUAAAAGCGUUCUGGUAAAAAGGGACCCUGAGAAUCAACAUGUUCUGACUACUGAUGGAACCAAGGUGAAGACUGAUCAACAACUGGAUACAGAGCUAUGGACUGCAUCUGAGUCCAAAACUCAAGAUCAAACUACAGAGACAAUAUUAAACAGCCAAGAUCGUCAAGAGGUGAGUAGUGACUCGAGUAAAGACUUGCGAAAAGAAAAGUCAGAUCCCAAAGGUACAGAAUUUCAAUCGUCUCCACCAUCUUCAUCACCUCCGUUAUCAAUGUCAAGCUCAACUUCAAGUGGUCUGAGGAAAACUUCGUUGAGUGAUUAUUUGAAAAAAUCGAAAAUCAAGAAAACGGCCACUGAAUCUGAAACCAAGCUGGGUAUAGAACAGAAUAAGACCUUUUCUGAUCAGGUUGAGGUGGAAUCCAUUGAGAAAGGCUCUAUUGAUGACGAAUCGAAAUCAACUGAGACAGGUGAAGCCGUUGCAAGGUCAGGUGAUGAUGAGAAUGUGGGUGUAUCCGAAACUCCAGUUGAAGAUGUCAAGUUUCCAGCACUCGAUGAGUCAGCUCAAACAGAAGUCAAGCAAAAAGAAUCAAGUAAUGACGAUGAGAGGACAACUGAGGGCGACUUUUUAGAAAAUGAAGUCAGUCGGAAAGUCGAUGUGGAUGCUACUGACAAGAAUGAGCAAGUAGAUGAAGAGAUGAGAGAUGCAAGUGAGGAGAUUGAGGUGUCGUUGGUAAAGAAACCAUCCAAUAAUGUUGUUGAUGACGGCAAGACAAAUGAAGCUCCCCUGAAAGAGGAACAAACCCUGGAGCAAUCUUCCUCCGACGUGAAAGAAGAAACUACACAAUUUCAUAUUUCUCAAUCUGGCAAUGACAACGAAAAUCUGGCUACCGAAAAGGCGGAGAUUUUGCUGACUCCAAAAACUAAAUUGAAUAGAUCUGAUUCGUUUGCGGAUGACACAUCAAUGUUAUCUCCUGUCAACGAGUCUGAGCUCGAUGUUAAUUUCAACUUUAAUGAGAUUGGAACAAUGCCGGAGAUCCCCGAAGAGACUGAAACUCCAACUAAGGAUACCAGGGACAAGGAGUCGAAGAUUGUAUUGAGUAGAGAGGCAUCACCAAGUGCUGAAAAUGGGAAAAAUUGUGGAGACGAACAAAGAAAGCAGGUUGGAGAACCACAAGACUCCGAAGGAGAAUCGUCAGAGGCGGAAACUAUUAUUGGUACACCGCCUCCACGUUUGAACCAAGGAGUAAAGUUGCUCAAAAAGAAGCCAUAUGAUAGUGAUCGACACCUUUUGAAGCGGAAGAAAAUGAUCAUUAGCUCAUCAGAUGAGGAAAAUAAUGUUGAAGACGAGGAUGCGGAUACGCCUAAGCUGGACACACAUAAUGCAGGUGAAAACUUCAACAUGGUGAAGCAGGAAACCACACCUGGGCCCAAACGCACAUUCUCCGAAACCAAGGACAAGAAGCUAAUGACAGGUAAAGCAAUGAAGAAGCCACCAUACAAAAUCAAGCGUGAUUCCAGCGGAAGGUCACUUUUGCAACGGGCUUGUAAAAAGGGAAACAUUGAUGACGUUCGCGAUUAUUUAAACAGAGGUGCAAGUGCCAAUGAAAAAGAUUUUUGUGGAUUUACCUGUCUUCAUGAAGCGGCCUUGGAGGGACACAAUGAAAUUGUUCAAAUUCUUAUUGACCAUGGAGCCAAUGUGAAUGCUAAAGCUGACGAGGCUGGUGAUUGUGAAACUCCCUUAAUUGAUGCUGCAGAAAACAUGCACCUUGAAACUGUUGAAAUUUUGUUGAAGAAUAAUGCCGACCCAAACAUUUUCAAUCUUGAUGGAUUCACUGCUUUGACCAAGAUUUACAAUGAACAUGCUGAUGAAGAGGGAUACGACGAUAUCAUCAAAGUUUUGGAAGAUGCGAGUAAUAAAUUCACUGCUCGGAAAGCGAUUGUGAAUACAUCGCAGCUGGGGCCAGGUGGUGAAGAUGCCGAGUUUGAAAUCAUUGACGAUCCGAAUGAGUCUUACUUUGCGGGAUUGAUUAAACGUAAAGGAAUAUACAAAUGGGCUGCUGAAAAUCGAAAGGAGGUAGUUGCGAGUCAUUUUGUUGCUGGGAAUAGUCUUGAAGAUAAGCCUGACAUUUUGAUUAUUGCGGCUAGAAAUGGCCAUUCGGAAUUGAUUGAUAUCAUCUUGGGAUUGAAUCCGACUGCGUACAAUAUCGACACUGAAAGCAAAUGUGGAGUUACUGCAUUGUUGGCUAGUGUAGGAAGAGGACAUUUCGAAGUGGUGCAAUCAUUGCUUUCGAAGGGUGCUGAUCCUUUCAAGACGAGGAAAAAAGAUGGGUUGACUGCAUUGCAGAUUGUUCAGCAUUCCGCUCAUUUCGAUGCAAGGGAAAUUGAAAUCAUUCAGGAAGCAAUGGAGAAGAAGAGUGGAACCAAGAUCUUGUCUGCGGUUCCUUCGAGAGUUGUGUCACGGACUACAUCCAGGGCUCCAUCCGUUCCUGUGUCGGAUGACGACGAGGAGGAAGGGGAGCAAGAGGAGGAAGAGGAUGAGGUAAUGGAGGAUGCAAAGGAAGCAGAGAAGAAAAACAGCUAUGCUGCAAGACCUGUGGAAGGGGAUGAUAGCAUGGAUAUUGAUGAACCUGAGGAGAGGACGAAAGUGGAGGCUAGCAGUCAUAGAGGCAGCCAUGGAACUGGAACUGGAAAGCUUUUCAAGACUACAAUCCACGAGAAAUCAAACUCCAAGAAGGAUAUUUCUGACAAUCUUGAUCGACAAGUAAAGGUCUUAGAUAAAGACAACACUGUCGCGGAUAGCAAGGAAACCAAAAAGAGGAAGCAUGAACCUGAUACUGCCCGUUCUGAUCCCUUGUUGAAGAAGACAAAAUCUGAAAGUCUGAUCAAAGUGCAUCAAAAAGAGUCGCAUCGUCCAUUGGCAACAGGUGUUGGAAAAUCAGCCCCUAGUGAUUCCGCUGUUCCUAAAUUGCACAACAACUACAAUAACGCUUAUGAGAAAUCGAUAUCUCCCAACACUGUUGUCCCAUCUCAUGACAAUGUUAGUGAAAUGAAGUCAAAGGCGCGAUCCCCGUCCCCUGCUCCACCUUCUCCAGUGCCAUCUAUUUCAGCAGCGGCGAUUGAAGAGCAAAAAGUCAAAACCGCUGAAGAAGCACGCAUUUGGCAAGAAAAAGUUGAAGCUAAAAAGAAGGCACGUAGAGAAAUGUUUUUGAAAUCUGAGAAGGAGAAGGAGUUGAAAAAAAAGGAAGAGGAGGAAAAGAAGCUCGAAGAGGAGCGGGAGUUGGCUGCUUUGAAACGUGAACAGGAGUUGAAGUUGGUAGAGGAGUUGGAACGAAAGUCGAAAGCAGCGGAGGCCAAAAAGGUUGCUUUGACACGACAGAAGUUGUUGGACUAUUACCCGAUAGGGUUAAGGAAGUUAAAAUUGAACUCCAAGCCCACUGAUGCCUCAAUUACAAAGUAUUUGCCAUUUUAUGUCUUUAUUAUCAAUGAUGUUGAGUAUGUUUUGGAUCUUCAAAUUUCGUUGCUUACGUUGACGAGAAUUGCCGAGUUCGAAUCAGAAUUGAGUAGCGACAACGAAGGCCCGUCUUCAAUCGUUGUUGAGUCUCGAGAUAAAGUGAAACUUUGGAAGUUAUUCUAUAAAUUCAUUGGAAUAGACCACAGGUUGAAGACUUCUGUUGAUAUCGUCAAGAAUCGGAAACAAGGGGAACAAUUGUUUGAUAAUUUGUUGAUGAAGUUUGUACCUUACCAUGAUAUUCGACCAGUUCUUGAACGGAAAUUUCCUCUAGUAUUUCAAAAAUUGAAUGAACAGAAGCCCGUUGUUGUUUUGUUGGAUUCGUUACAAGGAUUUGAUGAUUUGACUUAUUCCGUAGUCAAUGAAAAGAGUAUGGAAAAUGAUGGUGCUAACGACGAGAUUGAUGUGAGUGUGAAGCAGUUGUCGAGGUUUAUUCCACCUCAUUUGAGCUAUAGAAAGGAUAUCAUCAAGACUGUUAAAGCUGCUUGUAAUCCCCUUUGGGUUUCGAGGCUGACUUUGUAUCACGAUGACUCUGGCUCAGAUAUUGGGUCAGAUGAUGGAGGAUAUGUUCCACCAAAUUUGGAAUUCGAAUUUAUUGAAGUCGACGACUCUAAUUCCAACCCACAAGACGAUUCCAAAAUAAAAAAGAGUAACGAAGAUGAGGGGGAGGAGGAGGAGGAGGACGAGUUUGCAUUUCCGUUGUUUGCAUCUGCCAGCAAACCAAGUGAAGACGACUUGAAGAGUGUGGAUGGGUCCGAUGAUCGAGGCCGUCCAGUAGCUCCAGUUCAGAAAGUUUCGCUACGUGAACAUUCCGAAGAACGAAUAAAUAAUGAACGACCCGAUCUGUACUAUUUUGCUUUGUACACUCCCGAACAGAAGUUGCAAUUUACCCAAGUGGCUGUCUCGGGUGAUGACAUCUAUGCACAAUACUUUAUUCAACCAAAUCUGCGCAAGCUAAUAGAUUUGAACGAGUACAAUGCAAAGAUUGACGCAGAGCUAGCUCGAGCAAGGAAUACGAAAAAGAAGAAUAGGCCAGGGAAGAAGAAGCGUGAAAGCCGGAUUGUGUGUCGUGAACGAAGACUUGAACGUGCUGCCAGUGCCAAAAAGGAGGAAAAGGAACGGAAGUUAAAGGAGAAACAGGAGAAAUAUGGUAAAUUUAAGAAUAAAGGUGGAAGGAAUUUGAAAAAGACGUUCAACAAAGGAGGAUCUGGUCGUGGCAAGACUAAUGGUAGUGGUGGUGUAUCCAAACCAAAGUAUAGAACGGAGUAA